UUAACCUCUCCAUCCGACCAGACAUCAGCACAGCAUGGGAAUCAACGGGCUAGAUAAUCAAGCGCAGCCGUCCAGCGGAGGGUCCCGGACGGAGGAGCCAGAUUCUCAGACGGAGCAAAGAGAGGCUCCCCAAGAAGCAGACCGGAGCAAGGCUGACCAGGCGGCAGGCAGCGAGUGUAAAAUCGUGCAGGAGGACAGCACCGUGCAGCUGAUCGAGGCCGGGAGCAAGCCGCCCCUCUCCCCGGCUUCUACAUCUGAAGCGGUUGUCCAGGUGGAAGAGCAUGGCCACGGACCCGCAUUCGUCCCACCAGAAGGAGGUUUCGGCUGGCUGGUGGUUUUUGCAGCAACCUGGUGCAAUGGGUCGAUCUUCGGCAUUCAAAACUCUUUCGGCAUCCUGCAUAUGAUGCUGAUGAAGGAGCAUGUAGACCCAGACGACCAGACGUCUCAGUUCAAAGUGGCAUGGGUUGGGGCCCUGGCCAUGGGCAUGAUCUUCUUCUGUUCACCGGUGGUCAGCAUGUUCACAGACCGCUUCGGCUGUAGGAAGACAGCUGUCAGCGGGGCAGUGGUGGCUUUUAUAGGGCUGCUCAGUACAUCCUUUGCAAACUCCUUGAGCCUUCGCUAUUUCACAUAUGGGAUACUGUUCGGCUGUGGCUCCUCAUUCGCCUUCCAGCCCUCGUUGGUCAUCCUCGGCCACUACUUCCGCCAGCGCCUGGGCCUGGCCAACGGUGUGGUGACGGCCGGUGCCAGCCUCUUCUCCAUGGGCCUCCCGGUUUUUCUCAACAAGGUAGUGGAACCCCUGGGCCUCAGCAGGACCUUCCAGAUCCUCAGCCUCUUCAUGCUGGUCCAGGCCCUGCUGGCGCUGAUGUUCAAACCUUUACUCCCUGCUGGAGGAGGCAUGGGACCCCCAGGCAUGGGUCCUGGCCCUGCCAAACCCCAAACCCAGCCAGGGUCCACCGCUCAGGAGGGGAGCAGGUGGAGCAGGGUCCUGGAUGGGGUCAAGAAGUACUUCAACCUGCGUGUGUUUCACAUCGUGACAUACCGGGUGUGGGCGUUUGGAGUAGCCACAGCUGUACUGGGCUAUUUCGUGCCAUAUGUCCAUCUGAUGAAUUUUGUGAAGGAGCAGUUCAAGGGGACCCAGAAGGAAUGGGUACUCCUGGUUUGCAUAGGAGCUUCAUCUGGGGUGGGACGCCUCGCUUUCGGGAAGCUCGGAGACCUCAUUCCUGGUCUUCAAAAGAUCUACAUGCAGGUGGUGUCCUUCAUGGCUCUGGGCCUGAUGUCCAUGAUGAUCCCUCAGUGCUUGGCGUUCGAGGGGCUGGUGGUUGUGUGCGUGUUCCUGGGGCUGUGUGACGGCUGCUUCCUGACCAUGAUGGCUCCCAUAGCGUUUGAGCUGGUCGGGCCCAUGCAGGCUUCGCAGGCCAUAGGCUACCUUCUAGGUCUCAUGUCUCUUCCCAUGACUGCGGGUCCACCCAUCGCUGGUCUCCUACACGAUUACUUUGGGAACUACACGGUGGCCUUCUCCCUGGCUGGGGUGCCUCCUAUAGUGGGGGGUGUGGUGCUGUUCUUUGUUCCCCUGAUACACCGCCGGCUCCAGGCAGCGGCGUCACCAGAGGAGACGUCCACAACUGCCCACAUGCUGCCCACCGCCCCACCAGUGGGGGAGCCCAAGAGCUGCUCCAAUGGAGACAUCCUGCCUGGCUAUACUGACGUAGAGACACACAUCUGAGUCGCACUGAACAAAGGGAUUCAGCCUACCAGCACCUUUUUCUUCAUCCUUAGAUUUCCCUCCUCUCAACCAUGGACUUCCUGCUGGCUGACCUUUAACCCUCUCACCCUCCUGGACUCUCAUGGGCUGUUUGUUAUUUUCAUGUGGAGAGAAAUUGAAAAGGGCGCUCUGGCUACAAGCCACAGAGGGGACAAAAGAAGGCCUGUCAGCGUAGGAUGAUGGGAAUGUAUAUGGAGGAUAAGCACAACACAGUCUCAACAAGGAUUGUUUAAUCAGUGGGGACUCUGUAGUAACAAAUACCUCCAAGAGGAAAGAAAUGAAGAGAUUUUAACCGACCGCAUUAAUUUUGCUACUUUGAAAAGAAAUACAAUGCUUUGUUUCUAGAUUCAUAUAAACAGAUUGAGAUAAGAGGCAUUUAAGAAUUGGUGAAGGGAUAAAUUCACACUUUCUUUAUGUAGCACCUCAUGCAUCUACAUUUCUUAACACAAUGCAUUUUAUUUAGUUUGUGUAGCUUGGGUGAUUUGCUUUAUUCUCUUCUGCUGUUUUCUGCUGUGACAGAUAGAAGAGAAACCUGUUAAAGGUCCCAUGACAUGGUGCUCUUUGGAUGCUUUUAUAUAGGCCUUAGUGGUCCCCUAAUACUGUAUCUGAAGUCUCUUUCCCGAAAUUCAGCCUUGGUGAAGAA
Messenger RNA from Perca fluviatilis (European perch), 2405 nucleotides. RefSeq names its product solute carrier family 16 member 2 (gene slc16a2). Bases 35 to 1723 code for a protein of 562 amino acids. Gene Ontology annotation, molecular function: monocarboxylic acid transmembrane transporter activity; thyroid hormone transmembrane transporter activity. Gene Ontology annotation, biological process: transmembrane transport. Lineage: Eukaryota; Metazoa; Chordata; Actinopteri; Perciformes; Percidae. The record is from RefSeq and is a predicted model, not a curated record. The transcript is spliced from 7 exons.